Messenger RNA from Chenopodium quinoa (quinoa), 7150 nucleotides. RefSeq names its product DNA-directed RNA polymerase V subunit 1-like. Gene Ontology annotation, molecular function: DNA binding. NCBI's taxonomy places the organism in Eukaryota, Viridiplantae, Streptophyta, Magnoliopsida, Caryophyllales, Amaranthaceae. The transcript has 20 exons. Gene Ontology annotation, cellular component: RNA polymerase II, core complex. Gene Ontology annotation, biological process: DNA-templated transcription. The record is from RefSeq and is a predicted model, not a curated record. The coding region runs from base 269 to 6667 and encodes 2132 amino acids.
ACACUAUUUGGUUUCACUGCAUGUACUACCAAAAGCUUAGACCCCCCAUUUCUCUCUCCUCCUUCGUCUUCACUCUCUCUCCUCCGAAAUUCGCUUCCGAAAUUCGUGAAUUUGGGGGUUUUUUGGGGGUAAUUUUAGGGUUUUACACUCUCAUUUGGCUAAAUUAAUUUGUUCUUGGACUCGGAUAAUCAGCACUGUGUUCUGAUUUUGGAGUGCUUUUCUCUUGUAUGCCACCAUAAGUUGAAUCAAAUUUCUUGUUCUUUCAAAAAUGGAGGAAAGUGAGGCUUCAACUGUUCCUGAUGGGGAGUUGAUUGGAAUUAAGUUCGGCCUUGCAAGCGAUCAUGAAAUUCGAACGUCUUCCAUCAGCGAUUGUCCAAUUAGUCAUGCUAGUCAGUUGGCAAAUCCUUUUCUAGGCUUACCUUUGGAAAUGGGUAAAUGCGAGUCUUGUGGUACUGCAGAACCCGGAAAGUGUGAAGGUCACUUCGGCUAUAUUGAGUUACCAAUACCUAUCUACCACCCAUCUCAUGUCAGCGAAUUAAAACGUCUGUUGAGCUUAGUGUGCCUCAAGUGUUUAAAGAUGAAGUCAAAUAAGUUCCCAGUGAAGAACAAUGGUGUUGCGGAGAAAUUAUUGUCUGCAUGUUGUGAUGAAGCCUGCAGUGUAUCGAUAAAAGAUAUCAAGAACAGUGACGGGGCUGUUUUCCUUGAGCUGAGAAUACCAACCAGAUCAAGAGUGCAAGAUGGCUGGAACUUUCUUGAAAGAUAUGGUUACAGAUAUGGGGAUGGUUGUGCUAGGACGCUGCUUCCUUCUGAGGUUCUAGCGAUGUUGAAAAAAUUACCUGAAGAUACAAGAAGAAAGCUUGCAAAGAAAGGAUACAUCCCGCAAGAGGGGUACAUUUUGCGCUAUGUACCUGUUCCUCCUAACUGCUUAUCUGUUCCAGAUGUAUCAGAUGGAGUUAGUGUUAUGUCAUCGGAUCUUUGCUCAGCGAUGAUGAAGAAAGUUCUCAGGCAAAUCGAGGUUAUAAGGAGCUCUCGAUCUGGUGAACCCAAUUUCGAGUCGCAUGAAGUUGAAGCCAACGAUUUGCAAGUUGCUGUUUCACAGUAUCUCCAAGUCAGAGGCACUGGGAAGGCUGCUCAUGAUGGUGACAACCGGUAUGGGGUAAGCAAAGAAGGCAACAACACUUCAAAAGCUUGGGUCGACAAAAUGAAAACCUUGUUCAUAAGCAAAGGGUCUGGUUUCUCUUCAAGGUCUGUCAUCACCGGUGAUGCUUACAGGGCUGUAAAUGAAGUUGGUGUGCCCUGUGAGAUUGCCCAAAAAAUGACAUUUGAAGAGAGAGUGAACGUGCAUAAUAUACAGUACCUUCAAAAUCUGGUAGAUAACAACUUGUGUCUCACCUUUAGGGAUGGGUUGUCAACAUAUUCGUUGAGGGAGGGUUCUAAGGGGCAUACGUUUCUAAGACUUGGCCAAGUUGUUCAUAGGAGGAUUAUGGAUGGGGAUAUAGUUUUCAUUAAUCGACCUCCUACUACGCAUAAGCAUUCUCUUCAAGCAUUGCAUGUGUACAUUCAUGAAGAUCAUGUGGUCAAAAUUAACCCUCUUAUGUGUGGUCCUCUGGCUGCAGAUUUUGAUGGGGACUGUGUUCACUUAUUUUAUCCUCAGUCGCUUUCUGCUAGGGCUGAAGUUUUGGAGCUGUUUUCUGUUGAGAAACAGUUGCUGAGUUCACAUAAUGGAAAUCUGAACUUGCAGCUAUCUACUGAUUCUCUGUUGUCUUUAAAGACUAUGUUUAAGGUUCAUUUUCUUGACAGAUCAUCGGCUAACCAAUUGGCUAUGUAUGCCUCUAAUCUUUUGCCAUCUCCUGCACUGUGGAAAGCAUGUCCUUCAGUUUCGAAAAAAGAGAAAGCAUAUUCUUCUGGUCCUCUCUGGACUGCUCAGCAAGUUUUGCAGACGGCUUUACCAACCCACUUUGAAUGUCAUGGCGAUAGACUGUUGAUACAUGACAGUGAAGUAUUAAAGUUAGACUUCAAUCGGGAUAUUGUGGCAUCAGUCAUUAGUGACGUUCUCACGUCAUUGUUCUUUAACAAAAGCCCAAAAGAUGCUUUGAACUUUUUUGACUCUUUGCAACCCCUUUUGAUGGAAAAUUUGUUUUCUGAGGGUUUUAGUGUGGGGCUGCAUGAUUUUUUUUUCCCCAAAUCUGAGUUGCAAAAUAUUCAAAGGAAUUUACAAGAUCUUUCACCCCUGUUAAUGCAGCUAAGAUCAUCCUUCAAUGAACUAGUGCAGCUGCAAUUUGAAAAUCAUAUUCGGGAGCUCAAAUCCCCAGUUGGAAAUUUUAUUCUUAUAUCUUCAGCACUUGGAAAUCUGAUUGAUUCUAGGAGUGACUCUGCAAUUGAUAAAAUUGUUCAGCAAAUUGGGUUUUUGGGACUGCAGCUUUCUGAUAGAAGGAAGUUUUAUUCUAGUGGACUGGUGGAGGAAGUGGCUAGUCUCUUUCAACAAAAGUAUCCAUAUGCAACUUCGCAUCCUUCAGAGGAGUUUGGAUUUGUAACAAGUUGUUUCUUCCAUGGCCUGGAUCCUUAUGAAGAGAUAGUUCACUCUAUUGCUACCAGGGAGGUAAUUGUCCGUUCAUCAAAAGGACUGGCUGAGCCUGGAACGCUGUUUAAGAAUUUGAUGGCAGUUCUUAGAGAUGUUGUCAUUUGUUAUGAUGGCACCGUUAGAAAUAUCAGCAGUAAUUCUGUCAUUCAAUUUGAAUAUGGGAUUGGUGGGAUGGCAUCCCAGAGUCUGUUUCCUGCUGGAGAGCCUGUUGGAGUUUUGGCAGCAACUGCCAUGUCAAAUCCUGCUUACAAGGCUGUUCUGGACUCUUCUCCCAAUAGUAAUUCUUCUUGGGAUAUGAUGAAGGAAAUAUUGUUCUGCCGUGCGAAUUUCAGGAAUGAUAAUAAUGAUUGGCGGGUUAUAUUAUAUCUGAAUGAUUGUUGUUGUGGUAGGAAGUAUUGUCAAGAAAAUGCAUCAUGCCUGGUAAAAAAUCAUUUGAAAAAGGUUAGCCUCAGAGAUGCUGCAAUUGAGCUAUCAAUUGAGUACAAGCGGCCAAAGCUUGAACCUGAAAGUUGUGAAAUGGACACAGGACUUGUUGGUCAUAUUCAUCUCAAUGUGGGCUUGCUAAAGUCAUCGGGCAUUGGUAUGCGUGACAUUUUACAAAAAUGUGAAGAACAAGUAAACAUGUUGCGUAAGAAGAAGAAAUAUAGUUAUCAUUUUAAGAGGAUACUUUUGUCUGUCAGUGAAUGUUGCUUUUUCAACCAUUCUGAUAGCAAAUGGACUGACAUGCCAUGUUUGAAAUUCUAUUGGCAAGACAUGCCCGACUCUGAUUUGGAAAGAACAAAACAUAUCAUGGCUGAUAUGAUCUGCCCAGUUCUAUUGGAUACAAUUAUUAAAGGUGAUCCUCGAAUUUCCACUGUCAAUAUUACCUGGAUUAGUCCAGGCACUACAACUUGGGUACAGAGUCCCUGUAGCAGUACAAAGGGUGAAUUAGCUGUGGAGGUGGCUCUGGAGAAGACAGCUGUCAGGCAAAGUGGUGAUGCGUGGAGGAUUGUACUGGAUUGUUGUCUACCUGUAUUUCAUCUGAUUGAUACAAGGCGCUCUAUUCCAUACGCAAUAAAGCAAAUCCAGGAUUUAUUUGGAAUAUCCUGCGCCUUUGAUCAGGCAGUGCAGCGCCUUUCAACAUCUGUAACUAUGGUCACAAAAGGUGUUCUCAAAGAGCAUCUGCUUUUGUUGGCCAGUAGUAUGACUUGCGCAGGGAAUUUGGUUGGCUUCAAUACGAAUGGAAUAAAGACUUUAUGCCGAACACUGAAUGUUCAAAUUCCUUUCACUGAGGCAACUCUAUAUACACCGCGCAAGUGUUUUGAAAGAGCUUCUGAGAAGUGUCAUGUGGAUACUCUGGCAAGCAUUGUAGGAUCAUGCUCGUGGGGUAAGCGUGUUGCUAUUGGUACUGGUGCCAAGUUCGAUCUCCUCUGGGACACAAAAGAGAUUGAAUUGGCUGACAAACCAACUGAUGUUUACAACUUCCUUCAUCUGAUGAGUAGCGCAAAUGAGGAAGAGGUUGAUAGUGGGGGUUUGGGUGAAGAUAUUGACAACUUUGACACGGAUGUAUACAUGGAACAAGCUUUAUCCCCUGAACAGGAAAACAAGGCUGUCUUUGACGACGCUAUUGAAAUGGGUUUAGAUUCUGUAAUUCCUGGAGCAGGUGGAUCAAGUUGGGAUGCAAUACCUUCAUCUGGUAUAGGAUGGAAUGCAAACAAAACUGAUACUGGUUCUGGCUCAGCAGAAGGCAGUGGUUGGUCUUCUUGGGGAUCAAAGAAAAGUCAGUCACAGCCAGAAGAUGCAUCCAAGUCUGAUGGUUGGUCUUCGUGGGGGUCGAAGAAAAAUCAGCCACAGCCAGAAGAUUUAUCGAAGAUUGAUGAAUUGGAUGCAUCAAAAAUUUGGGGUGGAUCUAAUCAUGGGGAGCCUUCACCUACUUGGGGCCAACCAGUCAAAGAGCCUAAUGACACUAGCAUCAAGAAUGAUCUUAAGGAAGUUUGUGGCUCUGUCUCAGCAGAUGGUGGUGGUUGGGCAAAUUGGGGUUCAAAGAAAGAUCUGUCCAAGCAAGAAGAUUCACCAAGAACAGGUGGUUGGGAAUCUUCAAAGUCUUGGGCUGGGUCUAAACCAAAACAACCUUCAUCUGCAUGGGGUGCAGUCAAAGAGGCUGAUGAAAAUGCAGGCUGGAAGGAAAGUGAUUCCCAAAAAGAUCUUGCUUCCGGCUCCGGAGAAGGUGGUGGUUGGUCAGCUUGGGGACCAAAGAAGGAUCUUCCACAGCCUGAAAGUUCAUCUAAGGAAAAUGGUUGGGAUGCGAAUGAUUCUAAUUCUAAAGAGCCCUGUAAAGCCUGGGGUAAACCAGCCAAAGAAACUGAUUGCGUUGGGUGGAAGAAAAAUGAUCCUCAAGGAGAUUCUGGGAACCUGGGAGGAACAAGUGGCUGGAAUUAUGAACAGAAUCAGCGUUCAAGUUCUAAAGGCUGGGAUUCUACUGGAGGAAAGGAUACCAGAUUCGGAAGAAGUAAUGACUGGGCUAGUAAGGGUGAGAAAAAAGGGGGAAAUAAACUAGAUUGUGCAAGACAAGGAAAACCCUGGGGUAAAAGUCAUAAAGGGUCUGGUAGCUGGAGCUCUGGUCAGGGUAACCAGCACCCUGUUUCCCAAGGGGUAUCUGAGAAAGUAGAGAACAAGGCAGUGACUUGGGGACAGCCUAAAGAUUCAUCCUGGCAAAAGAACGACGACAAUAAUGAUGGUGGAUGGGGUUCUUCAAAGAUCAAUCAGCAGGGAGUCGGUAGAAGCUGGGAUUCCAAUAAGAAAGGAAGCAAUGUUCAGUCUUGGGGACAGCAAGUUGACCCAACCAGUAAUGAUAGCAAAGAGGAUAAGAACAUUGGAAGUAGUGCCGAUGGGUGGAGUUCUGGCAAGGUUAAUGGUAAUACAAGUCCUGGUGGCUGGGGCACUAGUAAAGCCAAUGGUGUUUCCAGCUCUGGGGGAUCUCAAAAGGAAGGCAGGCCACAGGCAUCUGCUUGGGGACAGUCGGACAAUAGCAAUGAAGCUGCAGGUAGCUGGAAGUUAGAGAAGGGAAGUGGGGCUAGUGGGUCUGGAAGUUGGGACUUUCAGAAGAAAGAAAACAAUGCAAAAUCCUCUUGGGGACAACCAAAGAGUAAUGCUGAAAGUGUUGGUGACUGGAAACUGGAUAAGGCCUCUGCAGAAGAUGGUCUGAGUAACUGGGAUGCCAAAAAAGGAGAGGGUAAGUCUCAAUCUUCAUGGGGACAGCCUAGUGAUUCAACCCUAAAGAAGUCUGCACUAAGUUCUGAUCAAUGGGGUUCUGAUAAGUCAAAGCAGUCUGAGGAUUCAUCUGGUUGGGGUUCUGAAGAGACCAACUUUGUAAAGGAUAGUGAGAAACAAGACUCUUGGGGGAAACCAAAUUCUUCAGCUUGGAAGAAGGAUUCUUCUGAUGAUUCACAAUCACCUUGGGGACAGCCUGGAGGGUCUGGAUGGAAUAAAAAACGGCCUGAAGGUGGUCGUGGCUGGGGCUCCUCAAACACUGGUGAGUGGAAAAGCAGGAAGAAUCAAAAUCAUAACCCUAACCAGAAUCGACCUCCAAGGGGACAAAAUGAUGAUUCUGCAAGUGUGGCACUAACUGCUACUAGAAAAAGAAUGGACUUAUUUCCAGCUGAAGAGCAAGAUGUCCUAUCUGAAGUUGAAUUGGUUAUGCAGUCGAUUCGAAGAAUCAUGCAUCAGUCUGGGUGUAAUGAUGGAGAACCUCUUCCUCCUGAUGAUCAAAAGUAUGUUAUUGACAAUGUGCUGAACUACCAUCCUGAUAAAGCGGCUAAAAUUGGGGCUGGAGUUGAUUUUAUUACGGUUAAAAAGCAUAGCAACUUCCAAGAAAGCCGUUGCUUUUAUGUGGUUUCAACAGACGGACAGAAUGUGGACUUCUCAUACAUCAAGUGCUUGGAGACUUAUGUUAAGGGAAAGUACCCUUCAGUUGCCGAGUCCUUCACAUCCAAGUAUUUCAGAAGGCCUCCUCGUCCUGGAGGUAAUCCCUCACCUGCAAGUCCCUCGCCUGCUAGCCCUUUGCCUGCAAGCCCCCCACCUCCAAGUCCUUUACCACCAAGCUCCUGAUAAGUGUUGGUUGUUUUGAUGGGUAAUAUUCUUGCUUUAUUUUGUGUACAUAACUAGAUAUCAGUAGCUGUUUUUCAGCCAAGAAUUUAGCUUUGAAUGCUCUCCUUACAUUCCCGCUCCCCUUUGGAAGCGCAUUGCUAGUGUCACUCAUGCAUUGAGUCAUGGGGUUGUUUCUGAUAACUUUAUGCCUGGUGAAUUUUGUACAGAAUUAGAAGUUAUUUCAGCUAGGAGUAAAGUGUACAUGACUGUAAAGUUUUGGCGUCUAGGAAUGAGUUCACUUCUAUGUUGCCUCCUUUCUUUCUAGAUAGUUUUCUGUAUCAGCUGCCAGAUUUUGUUGCCUUCCAUUCUUGUUGAAAUGGAACUCUCUGCUGAUGCCAUAAUGCAACUACUACUAAUUGAUAGGUCAAUAGCUAAGUUAAUAUUCUCGUGUUUGUCCGCAUUCCUUGAUAUGUAUGCAAGUUAAAAACCUAUGUGCUUGUAGCA